AUGAACUCAUCGUUCGCUAGUACUGAGGCAAUGCAAAUGUUUGGCUCAAGAGUUGCGGACGAGGACCAGGACAUACGGCGUACGGAAGUGAUCCGAGUGAUCGAGCGCGCAAAUCCAACAGACAGCCACAUGAAGCCACAUUUCACCCGAAUGUGCAACGUUGGCCACCGACUGCUGAUCUGUGCAGUGUUUCUCCUCAACUCGCUCAUUGAUCUCGCCACUAUCGAUGGUCACGUCCUUCCACGUCCUCUCGCUGCCACUAGUGACGUCUCGGUUCGCAACUUCGACAGCGCCAUCCCGACGGUUUCCUUCGCCGUACCUUCGCCAUCUGGCCAGCACCUUCGCGAACGACCACCGGAGAACGAGUCCACGGGCAACGGGUCCUUCGUGGCAUCGGGUCGCGUUUUGGUGGUGGCACCCGGAAACUUUUCGCUCGAACAGCUGCGCCGGGGACUGAACAACUUUGUGCAACUGCUGGCGGAAGCUAACCGGCCGGCAGCGAGUCAGGACGAUCUCGCGCACCUGAACAGCUUGAUUCAGUUCCGCUCCUGGCGCGGCAUGGUCGCGUUCGAGCGCUGGCUGGAGGAUCCCGCGUUUGCCAGCGUGCUCUACAUGGCGGGCGAAGGUGACAGCUUCAUCGGGUACUGUGACAGCCUUUCGACGCACUUGACGACCGUCUACCGGAAGUCGGUGCUUUUCUGGCCCUGUCCACGCAUGAAGGCGACGGAAAAGUUCAUUCCCUCUUACGAAACAGUCUCGUUCGCUGUGAAAAGCAUCGCGCAGCAGCUUAAUUGGACCGAAGCGAUCCUGCUGGCGACAGACUCCAACCACGCGCUAUCGCUGGCGCUGGCUCGCAGCCUGCACAUCCCGUACACGAUAGCGGAGGACGAUUCCAGCGUGCCGGCAUCGUUCGACGACAGCAGCGGAAAAGUGGUAAUCGUCUGUGCAUCGAUCGACUCACCACACACAAUCAGCGUAAUCAAUCAACUUAAGCGGCACAGCAGGACGAAGAUCCUGCUCGUGGACAUGGUGGGAGCGAUUUUCAACAGCAAUAACGUGCUCUACCGGCGCUUGGCGCUGCAGGACGAACCGCUGGGUUUGCUCGUCCUGACGAUACUCACCGAGAACUUUCGAUCCUUUCUGCACCGACUGCACGGGGUCGACCUCGGGGACUACAAGCAUAUCAGCGAGAAUUUGCUGAAAAUUCGCCUGGCGACCGAAACGGGCCCCAUUCACGCCGAUUCGACGGAUGACUACGAGCUAACCAACCUCUAUGACGCUGCGUAUGACGUGCCGUCUGAGAGAGACUCCCCCGUGGGAUGGCAGGACGACGUAGAGCAAAGCUCUCGAAUCCUAGGCGAACCUGCAAGGCCAUCAACACAGCCACACCCACCGACGGCACUGCAGGAACUGCUCGAACUAGCGUCUAACAAUGGUACGGGUACGGUGCAAAGCUGCGAUUUUCAUUACUUCCUCAAUCACGUGGCCAACUGGUACGAGAUUCUCGCGCAAACCUUCGACUCGGCCCGCUGCCAGACGCUAUUUGGAAACUACUGUGAGGCGGAUGUCGCCCACGGAGGCAGUGCAGGUCCAUCAACGGCGGAUAAUAGCACCGCGGAACCUCCGGAGACCGCUGGUCGGGCUCGGAACGCAUCACUCCAGACGACCAUCGAUGAGAUCGAGCGGUUCUGCGACGUUUUCCUCACCGGCUACGAUAGACUGCUCGCCGAUGGGUUGCCACCGUUUAACGCUUCACAAAGUGCCCUGACCGAUGCGGCUCAGAACCCGUCCGAUCGACUGCUGAUGUUUGGGGAGCAUUUCUAUUUCUUCGACUUUCUGCUCGCCGUGUGGCAGGAUAGCCUUCCGGAGUCACUUUCGUCACAGCAACAUCGACCGUUUCGGUUCGAUUUCGUGGCGUUCGACUUUAAGAACUUUUCGCAACAUCGAACGGCUGUCGUUUGGCGACCGUUUCUAAUCCUGGAGCAGAGCCAGCUGCAUCGGCACGAGUUCAGCAUGCAUCCGGUUCACCCGGGGUACGCCGAUUGGGUUGUCAACGCGACACUGGAAACGAUCUGGACCUGUGGGCUGCUUUGCUGGACCAUCGUUGGGCUUGUGGCCCUCGUCGUCGUCGCGAUGAUCGUUGGAAGCAUCGUGUUCAGCAUCGUUGUGAGAAACUACAUCCUCAAGACGCGGCUCUCAAAAGGACCGAACAAAAUCGUGCUUUCCCCAUCGGACUUCGUGUUUCCGGUUGACAUGCGAAGGGUUGACGAGGGUAUCGAGGCGAUGCUGUGCUGCUGGCUCCAGCAGCUGCAGGAGUUCGGUGGCCCCGAGGUGGAAAAGCCCGACCUGCUGAAGGGAUCGAUCGGAUCACUCAAGAACCUUGGGCUGCCGGCACCGACGAAACCGAACUCGGGCAGCGAGACUUUAAUCCGUCACAACACCACGGCCGCCAUCGAUCAUAAGGCGCGCUAUAAUGGUGAUUUAGUGCAGUUGAAGGAAAUCCCAUCGAGCUCGGCAUCCCACGAGCUGAAAACGAAGGCAAUGGACCUACUCGUAAUGGCGCACGGUUUACGACACGAGAACAUAAAUCCUCUAAUCGGAUGGUUAAACGAACCGACCCGGACGGCGCUGGUGUUUGAGCAUUGCUCACGCGGGUCCCUGCAGGACGUGCUCAUCAUGGACGAGAUCAAGCUGGACUGGUCCUUCCGGUUGAGCCUGCUCACGGACCUGGUGCGUGGAAUGCGCUACCUUCACGCGUCACCUUUGCGUGUUCACGGUUCUCUGUCAUCGCGCAAUUGCGUCGUAGACGCCCGCUGGGUGCUCAAGAUCACCGAUUACGGCAUGCUGACUUUCUACGAAGCGCAAGGCAUCGCGCCAGCUCCCCGUGGUGCCAAAGAGUUGCUGUGGACCGCGCCGGAGGCGUUACGCGACUCUAAGGCGUACCCAAAGGCCGGCACGCAACCAGCCGAUGUGUACGCUUUCGGUAUCAUCAUGCAGGAAGUGGUCGUACGAGGUGAACCGUACUGUAUGCUGUCACUCUCGCCGGAGGAAAUUAUCACCAAAAUCAAGAAACCUCCGCCCUUGAUACGACCUUCGGUGUCGAAAGGUGCAGCACCACCGGAAGCCAUCAACAUCAUGCGCCAGUGUUGGGCGGAGAGUCCCGAAAUGCGACCCGACUUUGCGGCCAUCUGCGAGCGGUUUAAGCAGCUGAACCACGGACGGAAGGUGAACUUCGUCGACACGAUGUUCCAGAUGCUGGAGAAGUACUCGAACAACCUCGAGGAGUUGAUCCGCGAGCGCACCGAGCAGCUGGACAUCGAGCGGAAAAAGACUGAGCAGCUGUUGAACCGGAUGUUGCCAAGUUCGGUAGCUGAGAAGCUGAAGAUGGGCUUGGCCGUGGAACCGGAAGAGUUCGCUGAGGUGACGAUCUACUUCAGUGAUAUCGUGGGUUUCACGACAAUCGCGGCCCACUGUACGCCCGUGCAGGUAGUUGACCUGCUGAACGAUCUGUACACCUGCUUCGACGCGACCAUCAACGCGUACAACGUGUACAAGGUGGAGACGAUUGGGGACGCGUACAUGGUGGUGAGUGGGUUGCCCGUUCGAACACCUGAUCACGCCGAGCAGAUAGCGACGAUGGCGUUAGAUCUGCUGUUCCAGAGUGGCCAUUUUAAGGUGCGCCAUCUACCGGGCGUUCCGUUGCAGCUGCGUAUUGGCCUGCAUACAGGUCCGUGCUGUGCCGGCGUCGUUGGUCUUACGAUGCCCCGAUACUGUCUCUUUGGUGACACGGUCAACACGGCCUCUCGGAUGGAGUCAACAGGAUCGUCCUGGAGGAUUCACAUGUCGCAGCAGACGUGCAAUUUGCUCGAGAAAGCCGGCGGAUACGUAAUCGAGCCCCGGGGGCCCAUCGAAAUCAAGGGCAAGGGCAAGAUGCACACGUACUGGCUGCUUGGCAAGAAAGGCUUCGACAAGGCGCUACCACCACCACCACCCAUCGGGGAAUCGCACGGACUCGACGUGGCCAUCCUGAAGCACUCGCUUUUCCAGUCGCAGCAAAAUCACGCCAAACUCAGCAGCGCUUCGCUGCAAAGCAACACCUGUUCGACUGCAAAUCACUCCUCCAGCCAUUCGCCAUCCGUCGCCGGGGAAUCGAUCGACGUGAAGGUGGAGAUAACGCCACCGGUUCCACCCGGGCUCGACCAGGCGCAGUCGCAGCAACACUCCGGCCCUGACCCAGCCGUCCUGUCGACCUCGUUCUCCGUCGAUUCGAGCUCGAGCAAUAACACCUUCACGCUGAACUUGGGUGAGUUCGUGCAGCCAAAGGUGACGCCGCUGGCCAGUCCGCAAGCCCGCAAGCUAUCGGAGGUCAUCUCGGAUGGGUCAUUUCUCGGUGCGAAUCUCACCUUCGAUCGGCUGAAUCCCUCACCAACGGCAACGGCCGCCAACUCGACGCGUCUGUUCAAGCGCAUCGAGGAGCUGAUCGAUCUCAGCUCACCGUACAACUACUACAAGUGCUUGAGUCCCAGCGAGAACAACCUCUCGCAGUGUGCCGAAUCGCGGUAUGGCAGCUACCAGCUACGUUCGGAUAGUUGCUCCAGCAAACCGGGCUCAACGCGCUUCCUUCGGCGUCAGUUCAGCCUCGACAAGGACGAUGCUGGGCUGUCAUCAGGUGGCCCUACCGGUGCUCACAAAUCGACCUUCGAUUCGAUAUCCUCGGUGUCGGUUGAUCGUGAGCAGCUGGCACGCAUGGGCACACUCACGUCCAUCCCGUCGAUCAGCUCGACCACAUCCGCGUCAGGUCCUGCCGGUUCGGGGGCUAAACAACCCACCAGCCGGUUGGCUAUGCAUCGCCAGCAAUCGGCCAGUGUGGCGCAGGACCUCGAGAAGAUCGAAGAGAUCCCACUGUCACCGCAAUCCUUCGCGCUUAAUCACACCGGCACUAGCAGCAGCACGUCGAGCCUGCAAUCGGAGGUCCUUGAUCGAGGUCGAGCCGUGCGCAACGGAGGUCCUGCAGAUCGCGCCCCCAACGGCAAGGAACUGCGGCUCAGCGUGGAAGCCCUCGGACUGCGGUGA
Messenger RNA from Anopheles nili, 5073 nucleotides. RefSeq lists its product as uncharacterized. Gene Ontology annotation, biological process: intracellular signal transduction; cGMP biosynthetic process; receptor guanylyl cyclase signaling pathway. The transcript has 16 exons. The coding region runs from base 1 to 5073 and encodes 1690 amino acids. NCBI's taxonomy places the organism in Eukaryota, Metazoa, Arthropoda, Insecta, Diptera, Culicidae. The record is from RefSeq and is a predicted model, not a curated record. Gene Ontology annotation, molecular function: peptide receptor activity; guanylate cyclase activity; ATP binding.